This is a messenger RNA of Pochonia chlamydosporia 170, 2154 nucleotides long. RefSeq names its product C6 transcription factor. The transcript is spliced from 8 exons. Gene Ontology annotation, biological process: DNA-templated transcription. Gene Ontology annotation, molecular function: zinc ion binding; DNA binding. Bases 1 to 2154 code for a protein of 717 amino acids. The record is from RefSeq and is a predicted model, not a curated record. NCBI's taxonomy places the organism in Eukaryota, Fungi, Ascomycota, Sordariomycetes, Hypocreales, Clavicipitaceae.
AUGGAGUUUCAACAACAAUGGAGAAUACCGAAUGCAACGGCAUCGCACGUGGAAAGCGUAACGGCAGCCGGACUACUCCACGGGUGCGCUCCCGUGUUGCUUGCCAGAGGUGCAAUCGUCGCAAGGCCACGGAGAAAACGCGGUACCUUGCCUUCGGAUAUAGGCACCAUAGCAACCGGACAAAGUCAAGCUUCGGCAAAGAAGAGAAUUGCAUCGGACGGUUCUGAGCACGAGAGUUCACCUCCUGAGGUCUCGGUGUCCUUAUCCGAGUCAGAAGCAUUACCAGCAGAUAAUACUGUAGGAUCCAUUGAUGGUGAGUCUGAUGCUCAUGAUGCAUUGGAUGAACCCACAGACGCCCAAGAUAGCUCUGCGUUACAUCGACGUAUCGGGAACCAAAGGCAGUCAGUUUAUGACCUAUGCCAUCCAACUUCUCCACAAGGAGCUGGAACAUACUUGGCCCCAGUGCAACCAGCACGCCAAGUUCACAAGCCGCAUGAAGUUGAAUACAUGCGUCAGCAGAAUGUAUAUACCACACUACCUCAGGAUGUUUGCGACGAUCUAGUCCGCAUCUACUUUCAGCAUGUUCAUUUCUUCCUCCCGGUAGUUGAUGCAUCAGCCUUCUUCAGAGAAUAUGGCGUGGAAGACUCUCCUAAUAUGAGCUUGUUGCUACUUUGGAGCAUGCUGCUGGCAUCUGCGAAUUUUGCAGACACAGAGCUCUUACAAAGAGCCGGCUUCUCUUCCAGGAAGGCUAUGAAGGCGGCCAUGUACGAACGAGCCAAGUGUCUAUACGAUCUUGAUAAAGGAACAGACAAGCUGAUACUUAUCCAAUCUGUCAUCUUGCUAGGAUUUUGGUACUCAGAUCCCCAGGAUCAUACUGGGGCAUGGUACUGGAUUGGGAUCGCCAUCUCCCUUGCACAGGCUAUUGGGCUUCAUCGAUCUCCUCGCCCAACAAGCAGCAAUCAACAGUUAUCACCAGCACGAUUGUCCGUAAUGCGAAGAAUUUGGUGGACCUGUCUAGUAAGAGACCGAUGGGUCUCACUCGCCAAAGGCCGCCCGAUGCGCAUCCAUGGCGAAGACUGUGAUACUCCAAUGCCAGCAGUGGAAGAUAUCUUGGAUGAGCUUGACACUAUACCAAGUACUACACGAGCCAAAUUUAUGCCAUCAGAAUCUCGCGCAUUGUCAGAGCUGUGGCUUCGACUGGUACGGAUUAGUGCCAUCCUCGGAGGCAUAAUGCGGCUUCACUAUCGUCUGCAUGGCCCUGAAUUACAGGCUGCAGACAUUGACAACUUUGCACACGAUCUACAAACUCUAACACCCGGAAUCGCCAUGUCAGACGUUUGGAAUGAUAAGCUCAACAUACAUACACGUCAAAUUGAGCUGUUUUACCAAGCGGCAAUAGCAAUUCUUUAUCGACCAUAUGUUUUGAAUGAUGCAACUUGUCCACCUUCUGGUGCUCAUUCUCUCUGGAAGAGAGAUGCGAUGCGUCGCGCCCGCACAGCUGCUUCGAACACCAACAAUCUGUUGCAAGGCCUCAUCGAGUCAGAUGGCAUCAAAUACCUGAAACCAAUGAUAAUCACUGCUAUGAUUCCGGCGAUGCAAAUCCACCUAGCUGACUGCAAAUCUGCCGACUCCCUGAACCGGGCUUUGGGCAAAAACAAGCUCCAACUUUGCAUGCUUGUUCUUUCAAAUCUUAGAGCAACCUACUGGAGUGCUAAUGUCAUGUAUCGGUUAUUUAAUAGAGCUCAGAGCAUACUCGGCGGCUCGGACGCCAAGGACAAAACGACAACAAAGUUGGCUAGCACUCCGCCUCAACCGGGAUAUCCUGUUGGUGAAGCUCCAGAUGAAACAGAGGCAGAAGUUCAGCAGAUGCCCCCUCCGUCCCAUCAAAAUGCGGUUUCUUCAUUGUCUCUUGGUCCCGAUACAAAUUUGAGCAUUGAUAAGGGGUGUGAACAGACAGAGCCGCUGUGGUUCAGCAUAUCACCGCAGUUCAACGACGUUGACCAGCUUCUCAGUCCGGGAUUUUCGCUUUCCGAAGAUGUUUUUCUCGACUUCUUCCCCAAUUAUGCUACUUCGAUGUAUAAUCAGAACUUUGCGCUGCCGAAUCAGACUCCAGAUGGGGGGUUUUACAAUAAUUUGAGCUUUCAAGGCAUGUAG